Messenger RNA from Cladocopium goreaui, 621 nucleotides. The record is from the annotation of a GenBank genome assembly. NCBI's taxonomy places the organism in Eukaryota, Dinophyceae, Suessiales, Symbiodiniaceae.
AUGGGAAACGGCAAAUCCAAGGAGGAAACCGUGAAAGAGAAGGCCAGAGAGUGGCAGCGACAAAUUCGUGGCGAAUCGCGGAGAAUUGACCGUGAUGUGUCUCGAAUGCGUCAAGAAGAGGAGAAACUGAAGAAAGAGAUCAAAACUAUGGCCGAGAAGGGCCAGGCCGCAAGUGUCAAGACGCUUGCAAGGCAAGUAGUACGAUCACGAAAAGCUGUCGCUCGACUGGAGAGGACCAAAUGUUCCAUGUCAGCAGUAAAUUUGCACCUAACAACUGCAGUGGCAUCAAUGUCAACUGCAAGUGCACUGAAAAUGUCCUCUGGCGUCAUGAAGGAGAUGAACAGGCUCAUGAAUGUUCCAGAGCUUCAGAGAACGAUGGAGGAGAUGCGACAAGAGAUGAUGCGCGCUGAAAUUGCAGAUGAGAUGAUGGAAGAAGGUUUUCAGGAAUCCGAUGAUGAGACCGAAAUCGAUUCUGCGGUUGCCAAAGUCUACGAGGAGCUCGCCCUCGACAAGUCACAACUGCUGGAUACAGGAGCUGCUGCUGCAGCUCCAGUCGCCACUCCAGUGCCGGAGACCACUGAGGACCCCUUGAUGAAGCGGCUGCAGGAGUUGCAAAGGUGA